CUUUGCUCUAACAUCCACUAUCAUGACUGAAGCCAUUGCUCCGACGCUCUCCACAUACCAGGACGUCCAGACGUUUGAGUUCGACCGCUUUAAGGCCCAAGAGAGACACAGGUCGUACUUGGGCACGGACGACCUGCCGUCGCUUGAGGCGUUGAAGGCGCGCUUGUUCGACUACUACUCCAUGCCUGAGUUGCUCGCAUUCUUGGAGGAAAAAGUGCAAUACCGCAAGAUUACUUUGCAGUUUCCUGACCAUUUGGUUUCGGACUCCGCCAUUAUCGCACAGGAGAUGCUGCGUGCGUUGAACGUGGCCGUCGCGCCGUUGGGCUCCGGAACCGAUGCCAGCUGCGCAUCUGCCAGCUGUGACUCUAGCAGUUGUUGCAAGAAGGCUGAAGGGGAUGACAAUUCUGAGAGAAAGGUAUGGAUCCUAGCCGACACUUCAUACUCCCCGUGCUGUAUUGACGAAGUGGCGGCCGAACAUGUCCAUAGCGACUUGGUCAUACAUUUCGGUGAUGCGUGCUUGAACAACGUAGACAAACUUCCGUCGGUUUACGUCUUUGGCAAGUCUUUUAUUGACGAAACAGCCUUCACGGCCAAAUUUCAGGAGCUCUAUCCUGACACCUCGAGCAAGGUGGUGCUAAUGGCGGAUGCCCCACACACGUACUACUUGCCUCGUCUCUACGAGAGGUUGAAGAAGACGUAUCCUCACUUGGCCUAUGCAGCGAUUAAACUACCAGAGAGCAACACAAGUGUGAUUAUUGAUCGUGAUGCGUUUUCCAGUGCCGCCGAGGUCGGGUUGCACCAGGUAAACCGCUUUUUCAUCGGCUUGAAAGACGUCCAGCAGGAUAUGGAGCAGGAAGGUAUCGACUCGGCGCUCCAGGGUUAUGACUUGCUCCACAUAACGUUACCGGAAGCGCCACGUUUGUUAGUGCUAAGCACGAAAUUCGCCUCGUUGACCAUUUUCGAGCCUACCGACAACUCUAUCAACCAGGGGCCCUUUCCCUCUUUGAUGAAGCGCUACAGAUACAUGCACAUGGCACGCACCGCUGGGACGAUUGGGAUUCUUGUCAACACAUUGUCCUUGAAAAACACGAAAUCUUUAUUGAACAAAGUAUCGCAGUGGAUCAAAGACGCGGGGAAGAAACACUAUAUGUUUGUGGUAGGAAAGCCUAACGUAGCAAAGUUGGCCAACUUCGAAAGCAUCGACAUCUGGUGUGUUUUGGGCUGUGGCCAGGCCGGGAUCAUCGUGGAUCAAGUGAACGAGUUCUACAAGCCGGUCAUCACGCCGUACGAGUUACAAAUGGCGUUGAACGACGAGGUCAGCUGGACUGGAAAGUGGAUCACUGACUUCCAGGAGGUGUUGCGCAAUGCCGGAGAGGAGAAAGAGGAAAAGGAUGCCGAGCCGGCUGUGAAUGCCGAGGAUUACGAGGACGAGGCGCCAGAGUUUAACCCCGUCACUGGGAAGUAUGUCUCCACAUCUAGGCCGUUGCGUCGCCUCCAACACAUGUCCAUUGAGGCCAAGGAGCCCCAGGAGGAUGACUCCACUGCAUUGAUCAAGAAGUUCUCCAGCACCAUGGCGAUUAGAGGAACCGUUUCUACAUCCGCUGCCCAGUUACAGAACAGACUGUGGACCGGAUUGGGCAGCGAUUUCCAAGAUGCAAGUGUGAACAGUGACGAGGAGGACGCCGAGGAGGGUGCACUUGUGGAAGAGGGCAGAGGGGGGGUUGCCAGAAUCUACGACAAAUAGGUGUAUAUAUUUAAUAAUUAAUGAAACCAGGAGAGGAGCUGUAGAGAUAGGGAGCUAAUACCAGGGGGUCUGAAUCGAAGUUUUGGAGUGAAUUCGAAGGAAACGACCAUGCCAGGUUUCAUGGUGCUAGCCAGUACGUGACUGCGUUCUACGGCUAUAGGCAACUAAUCUAUUGGUCUAGACUUAGCGCAUAUCGAUAUUUAUCCAACAGUGUCUG
Messenger RNA from Babjeviella inositovora NRRL Y-12698, 1961 nucleotides. RefSeq lists its product as uncharacterized. Gene Ontology annotation, molecular function: 2-(3-amino-3-carboxypropyl)histidine synthase activity. The record is from RefSeq and is a predicted model, not a curated record. Gene Ontology annotation, biological process: protein histidyl modification to diphthamide. Bases 23 to 1744 code for a protein of 573 amino acids. Lineage: Eukaryota; Fungi; Ascomycota; Pichiomycetes; Serinales. The transcript has a single exon.